Messenger RNA from Prorocentrum cordatum, 1244 nucleotides. The record is from the annotation of a GenBank genome assembly. Lineage: Eukaryota; Dinophyceae; Prorocentrales; Prorocentraceae.
AGCCAUUUUGGCUUAAGCCUUUUGGCUCAAGCCAUGUGGGCUCAGAUCCGCAUGCGCUCGAAGUGGAGCACCGGUCUGGCGCGCGAUGGGCCUGGGCCGACCCAGGGGAUCUCCGACCAACCAGUUGGUCGGGAAGGCGCUGUGCUUCCACGGCCUGCUGUGCUUGAGCGCCCUGAUACUGGGCAAGUGGCUCGCCUGCGUGCUGAGGACGUGCGAGUUUGGAUUCUGCCUGAACGUGGCCUUGAUCCCGCCGGGCGAAGGGGCAGCCGUCAGCGGCGGGUCGAGCGACGAGCUGGCAUCCAGGCUGCCAGGCGCGGCCCAGGAGGGCAAGUCGAUCGCAGUCUUUCUGCAGGUCGGCAACGCCGAGGCGUGGCCCGACUUGCGCGCGUGCCUCUCGAACGUGUUGGAGGGGGCCGACGCGGCGCGGCGCGACGUGGACGUGCACCUGGGCAUGUUCAGUCAGACCCAGUCCGACAAGGCCGAGGCCGCGCGCCUGGUUGAGAGCGACGCUGCCAAUCUUCUGCAGAAGUGGAACGGAGUGGCGGGUCGUUCCAUUCGGGCCAGGUUUCGCGUGAACACGUCGUUAGAAAACAAAGGCGCCGACAUAGGUUUGUUCCUCCAGCAGGGCUUGCAAGUUACAUACUCUAGAUAUGAGCUUCUGCUGAAAUUGCAUAGCAAAACUCACAAAGGGUGGCGCUGCCACAUGCUCGCAUCUCUGUGUGGAUCCGCCGAUCAAGUCGGCCGAAUCAUCAAACUGUUCCACGAGCGAUCAGAUCUGGGCUUCUUGGGGCCCUGGUCGUUGACCUGCUCGUGGAAUUCAAACAUAGAAAUUUGGCCGUGCAAGUUCGCUUUUGAACCCCGCGUAGAAAUUCUCAUGAAGAACACGUGGGCUCGCAUGUUCGAGAAGACAAUGGUAUUUCCCUCUCGCGAUCAAUACCUCAUGGCUGCAGGCUCCAUGUUUUGGGCUCGGUCUGCGCCGUUGUUGGAAGAUGUUCAACUUCGCAGUGCGGCUCAAAGGCUGCUGCCUUCGUGGUCGCUGGGCUACCAGUCACGUUGCAACACAAUUGCGUGUCUUGAUGCAUAUGCUCUGGAGCGGAUAUUGCCAACGACGAUCAAAGCGCUGCAUGGAUUGGUCGGCGCCGAGGCGCCCGACAACCACUAUGACGUUUCAAACGACAAGAAUUACAGUAUGAGGGCUCCCUGUCCACGUUGAGUGUCUAGUCGCAUGCUGAGGAGGAGGAGGA